This is a messenger RNA of Trematomus bernacchii (emerald rockcod), 641 nucleotides long. Its product is annotated as YTH domain-containing family protein 1-like. The transcript has 3 exons. Gene Ontology annotation, molecular function: N6-methyladenosine-containing RNA reader activity; mRNA binding. The record is from RefSeq and is a predicted model, not a curated record. Lineage: Eukaryota; Metazoa; Chordata; Actinopteri; Perciformes; Nototheniidae. Gene Ontology annotation, cellular component: cytoplasm. The coding region runs from base 58 to 609 and encodes 183 amino acids. Gene Ontology annotation, biological process: mRNA destabilization.
GUAUACAUAAAACCCAACCAAUGCAAUGUGCACUGUCCCUGUUCAAUAAAUUAAUGAAUGCAUAAAACAAGUAUUAUCUUCUCUUCCAGCGAGGACGACAUCCACCGCUCCAUCAAGUACUCCAUCUGGUGCAGCACGGAGCACGGGAACAAGCGUCUGGACUCGGCCUUCAGGACCAUGAGCUCCAAGGGCCCGGUGUACCUGCUGUACAGCGUGAACGGCAGCGGGCACUUCUGCGGCGUGGCGGAGAUGCGUUCGCCCGUGGAUUACGGCACCAGCGCGGGGGUUUGGGCGCAGGACAAGUGGAAGGGGAAGUUCGACGUCCACUGGCUGUUCGUGAAGGACGUGCCCAACAGCCAGCUGCGCCACAUCCGCCUGGAGAACAACGACAACAAGCCCGUCACCAACUCACGCGACACUCAGGAGGUUCCUCUGGAGAAGGCCAAGCAGGUGCUGAAGAUCAUCGCCCAGUACAAACACACCACCUCCAUCUUCGACGACUUCUCCCACUACGAGAAGAAGCAGGAGGAGGAGGAGGUGGUGAAGAAGAGCUAUGAACCUGCCCCAAUACAGAACCGGUCCAGAAUCGAUCAGGAUCGUCAGAAGUGAACAGAAGACGACCGCCGACGAAAUCUAGAUUU